This is a messenger RNA of Tarenaya hassleriana, 1673 nucleotides long. RefSeq names its product RING-H2 finger protein ATL47-like. The transcript is spliced from 2 exons. Bases 291 to 1415 code for a protein of 374 amino acids. The record is from RefSeq and is a predicted model, not a curated record. NCBI's taxonomy places the organism in Eukaryota, Viridiplantae, Streptophyta, Magnoliopsida, Brassicales, Cleomaceae.
GAGAGAGAGAGAGAGAGAGAGAGAAGAGAGGCAUAAACUUGAGUAGGGUUUCCAUGAAACGGCAGGCUGCACUCUGCGCUGAAGCACACGGGGCUCCUGAAAUGAGCAUUGGGCUCCACGAACAAAAUGUAAAAAAUCCACAAGGAACGGUAGCUCUGGCUGUGCCAAAUCUGUUUCUCAGAUGCAAAUUGUGCUGAUUUUCAUGCCACAUUCCCGACUGGAAAGCGAUUGGAUUUGCUGGGUUCCACAAAAUAUCGCUCCUUUUUUUUAUCUUGUAUGGCGGCUUUUGAAUGAAUCUGAGAUUGCGAAGUGAUGGUGUCUCUGCUCUUCAUGUCCUGAGAACCAUGCCUCGGAUUAUUCCUCGAUUUCAGCUCAAAAACAGUAACUUGAUCCGAAACUCGUACUCUUCUUCUUCUGCUCCUCCCCCUGUUUAUGUUCGGAAUCCCCCUUCGUCUUCUGGUGGUAGAACAAGCGCUAUUGUUCUGUUCAUCAUCGUUCUCCUGGCCGUUGUCUUCUUCGUCUGCGGUGUUCUUCAUUUGGUCGUGAGAUUCGUCAUAAAGAAAAGGUCGAGUCUUUCAUCUUCUGCGCCGGAUUCCGACCAAAACGACUCGGGGGCUUUCCAGAGACAGCUGCAGCAUCUGUUUCAUCUUCAUGAUUCGGGCCUUGACCAGGCAGUGAUCGAUGCCCUCCCCGUGUUCCUCUACAAGGAGAUUAUGGGUUCGAAAGAGCCGUUCGAUUGCGCUGUCUGCCUCUGUGAGUUCUCAGAGGACGACAAGCUGAGAUUGCUCCCGUUGUGUAGCCACGCUUUCCACAUUGAUUGUAUUGACACAUGGUUGCUCUCUAACUCAACCUGUCCACUCUGCAGAGGAACCCUUCUCGCACCAGGUGACCAAUUUGAGAACCCAGAUUUCAAUUUCAGAUUUUUCGCAGGAGAAGAUGGGGUUUCGGGACGAGCGAUGGGAGUUGGGGUUUCUCCUGGUCGGAAACCGGCAGAGAAUGAGAUUAUCAGUGGAAAGAGGGUGUUUUCAGUUAGGCUGGGGAAAUUCAGAAGCACCAACGCUGAAGGAGAGACGAGUGGGUGUCUGAAUAGCAAUUUGGAUGACAGAAGAUGUUUCUCGAUGGGGUCUUAUCAGUACAUAGUGGCUGAAUCUGAUCUGGUCGUGGCAUUGUGUCCCAAUGGAGGUGUGAAAGGGGAAAACUCAAACUGUUGUGCUGAAGGAGACAGUGUUGAGGGGAAGAAGAUAAACAUGAGAAGUAAAGGCGAGAGCUUCUCAGUGUCAAAGAUAUGGCAGUGGUCAAACAAGAAAUCAAAAUUCCCAAACCCAUCAGUUUCUCAUCUGGGUUCUUCUUCUGCUACUGCAUCCGGUACUGUUGUCGGGUUGCCGUUCAAUGGAAGGAGAUUUCAGGGUCCAUGAAAGGUACACAGCUCGAAAGGCUAAUUCUGUUAUUCAUUGAUUUGAUUUUUGUCUGUCCUGUUUUCAUGUUAUCAGCAUAAGACCGCAGUCCUUUGUUCUCUCCAGCUGAACAGAUAGAUAGAUAGAUUACCUGUUUGUGGGAAUAAGCUUGUUCUUUGGUGUCAUAGAUGAUCUGCAGUUCUACUACAAUGUUUCAGUUUUGAAUCCCAUCUCUAGCUGUAAACUAGACACUCGUACCUGAAUAAGCUUGGUUUUUUA